This is a messenger RNA of Vigna unguiculata (cowpea), 1422 nucleotides long. RefSeq lists its product as uncharacterized. Lineage: Eukaryota; Viridiplantae; Streptophyta; Magnoliopsida; Fabales; Fabaceae. The record is from RefSeq and is a predicted model, not a curated record. Gene Ontology annotation, biological process: signal transduction.
ACAAUUUUCUCCUUAGUGAGGAAAUUUAUCGAGACGAGAGUGAGUGAGAGAGUCAACGACACCAUUCUGCUGGUGCCACUGUUUUCUCAAUCAUCAUCAUGUCCAAUGAACAAAAAGACUACGAUGUUUUCCUCAGUCUUGGUGGCAAAGAUGUUCGCUACACCUUCACUGGUAAUCUCUUUAAUGCUUUGCGCAGCAAGAGAAUUAAGACCUUUUUCAGAGAACAUGAAGAUGAUCCUGAGCUACACAGUGAUGACACCAAUCUUUCACCCUCUGCUCUUAAAGCAAUACAAGAGUCAAAGAUUUCCAUAGUUGUUUUCUCCGAAGAAUAUGCAUCCUCCUCAAGAUGUCUCGAUGAACUUGUGGCCAUCCUUGAGUGUAGGAUGAUGACCAACCAACUCGUGUGGCCAAUCUUUUACGGAGUGCAUCCAAGUGAGGUAAGAUUUCAGAAAGGUAGAUAUGACCAAGCCAUGCGUAGAUUUGAAAAAAGUUAUUGCAAAGAUAGGAUGCAGAAAUGGAGAGAAGCUUUGGUUGAAGUCAGCAACUUGAGUGGAUGGUUUUACCAAAAGGGGUACAAAUACGAAUAUAAAUUCAUCAGAAAGAUUGUGGAAGCAGCCGUGCAAGUCCUGCCAAGAUAUGAUGUUUUUCUGAGUUUUUGUGGAGAGGAUACCCGCUACACUCUCACAGGUUUUCUAUACAAUGCCCUUCGCCGAGAGGGAUUCAAAAUCUUCAUGGACGAUGAAGAAUUGGAGGGUGGGAACCAAAUUUCUCAAACGCUCAUGGAAGCAAUUGAAAGUUCAAGGGUUUCAAUCGUGGUGUUCUCUGAAAACUAUGGAUAUUCCACGUGGUGUCUUGAUGAACUUGCCAAGAUCACCGAGUGUAUGAACACCAAGAAUCAGAUGGUUUGGCCAAUAUUUUACAAUGUGCAAAAGUUGGAUGUAUGCAAUCAAACAAAAAGUUAUGGUGAGGCCAUGACUGCACAUGAAAACAGGUUUGGAAAGGACUCCGAGAAGGUGCAGAAAUGGAGGUCUGCUUUGUCUCAAAUCACCAACUUGGAAGGAGAGCAUCUCAGUGAAAAUGAGUUCCAACAUGAAUCUAUAGAAAGGAUUGUGGAACGGCUCAUUAAUAUUGAAGGUGGGAAACAUAUAUCAAGUCCUUUCCUCGUUCCAAUGAUAUCUACAGAGAACAAUGAAUGAAGACUGUUUAAGCAACUGAUACUUUGUGUUUAUCAGUGUUGUUUCUGCACCCUGUUGCAGUUCCAAUGGUUUUUUUUUUGUAUUCCUUUUAAACAUUUCGUGUUCUUUCUGCAUCUUCUUUUGUGAUGAGUGGUGCUAUUUUAGCACAUGGACAUUUUCAUUAGCUUAGGUUCCAUGAAUCAGAAUUUGAAUACUUGCCGUUGAGACAUUGCAAUCUUCUCAGACA